Egretta garzetta (little egret) is the source of this 1134-nucleotide messenger RNA. Its product is annotated as indoleamine 2,3-dioxygenase 2. The transcript is spliced from 10 exons. The record is from RefSeq and is a predicted model, not a curated record. Gene Ontology annotation, biological process: 'de novo' NAD+ biosynthetic process from L-tryptophan. Bases 1 to 1134 code for a protein of 377 amino acids. Gene Ontology annotation, cellular component: cytoplasm. Lineage: Eukaryota; Metazoa; Chordata; Aves; Pelecaniformes; Ardeidae. Gene Ontology annotation, molecular function: metal ion binding; L-tryptophan 2,3-dioxygenase activity; indoleamine 2,3-dioxygenase activity.
AUGGUGCGGAGGUGGCUGUACGCAGCAGGAGAGCUGGGGCCUGGGCAAGGACUCUCUCUGUCCAGCAUGCCCAAGAUGCCGCAGCUGAGCGCCCGGCACCUCCGGGGUCGGGAGGAGCUGCACUUGGCGCAUCUGGUGCUCAGCUUCAUCACCAUGGGCUACCUCUGGCAGGAGGGCGAGGAGGGCGCCGUGAAGGUCCUGCCCCGAAAUCUCGCCGUCCCCUUCUGGGAGGUCUCGCAGGCCCUCGGGCUCCCACCCAUCCUCAGCCACGCGGACUUUGUGUUGGCCAACUGGAGGAGGAGGAACCCCAACGGGCCUCUGGAAAUUGAGAACCUGGACACCAUCAUCUCACUGCCUGGGGGAGAGAGCCUGCGAGGCUUCAUCCUCGUCACCCUCCUGGUUGAGAAGGCGGCGGUGCCUGGGAUUAAGGCAACCGUCCAGGCUGUCCGUGCCAUCCUGCAGCUCGAUGAGGAGACCCUGCACAGAGCCCUGCGGGAGCUGGCGGAGGCCAUCGGGGACAUGAGCAAGGCUUUGAAACGGAUGCACGACUAUGUGGACCCAGCAGUAUUUUACUCUGUGAUCCGGAUCUUUCUCUCCGGCUGGAAGGACAACCCGGCCAUGCCGGACGGGCUGAUAUACGAAGGUGUGUCUGCGGAGCCCAUGGCGUACUCGGGAGGCAGCGCGGCGCAGAGCACCGUCCUUCACGCCUUUGAUGAGCUCCUGGGGAUUCGCCACAGCGAGGAGAGCACCCCCUUCCUGCAGAGGAUGAGGGCCUACAUGCCCCCGCCCCACCGAGCCUUUGUGGAGGCGAUCCGCCGCGCCCCCUCCCUCAAGCAGCACGGGCUCGCCUCCGGAGACGCGCGGCUCCGCGCGGCGUUCAACCAGUGCGUCUCUGCGCUGGCAGACUUCAGGUCCUACCACAUCACCAUCGUCACCAAGUACAUCACCGUCGCGGUGGCCAAAGCCAGGGCUGGGCGGGCAGAGCCGGGGGACAGGGCUGGCCCCUUGGCAGGGAAGCCUCCGUCGGCGCUGGAGGCCAAAGGGACCGGAGUCCGGUCUAAGAGUCGGACGCUUGCUGGCCCGGCGUUUCCCAAUUACUCCUUCCCGUACACGACCGACGGCCUCGGCCGCUGA